Molecule: messenger RNA, 1914 nt
Organism: Pistacia vera
Lineage: Eukaryota; Viridiplantae; Streptophyta; Magnoliopsida; Sapindales; Anacardiaceae
Product: receptor like protein kinase S.3-like
Biological process (GO): protein phosphorylation
Cellular component (GO): plasma membrane
Molecular function (GO): carbohydrate binding; ATP binding; protein kinase activity
Source: RefSeq, a predicted model, not a curated record
AUAAACUCUCUUUGCAAAAAGCAGAUCCAUUUUCUAAAUGGCUGCAGCUCAAGGGUAUCUUUAUUUGUGGAUAGUCUUCAGUUUAUCAUUGUUCUUGGCCUUGGCUCAAGAAGAAAACCAGUUCAUCUACCAUGGUUUCAACAACUCGAAACUGCAACUGGGUGGCUUGGCAAAGAUUCUUCCCAAUGGUCUAUUGCGGCUCACAAACACUUCUGAGCUAAAAACCGGUUAUGCUUUCUACCCUUCUCGUUUCAAAUUCAACUCAUCUACCUCUCAAACCCUUUCGUUUUCCACAACUUUCGUGUUUGCCAUGGUUUCAAAAACAAGCAGUUACUUUUCCAAUAAAGAAGAAAAGAAUGAAACUUUUGAGCUAGGAAGUGGAAAAUCAAUUCGGAUUUGGAUAGACUAUAAUGGAACAGAAAAAUUAUUCAGUGUAACAAUAGCUCCACUGAAAAUUCCAAAACCAAACAGGUCUCUGCUGUCAAAACAUAUCGAUCUCUCCGAAGUUCUAUUGGAGUCUAUGUAUGUUGGUCUUUCUGCAGCAACUGGUGCGCGUAUAAGUGAUCACUAUAUUCUCGGAUGGAGCUUCACCAAAAGUGGACCAGCACAAAACCUUGAUAUUUCAAAGCUUCCUCCUCCUCCACCACUUCCUCCACCUGAGAAAACCAAUUAGGGUCUAGAUCGAACUAUUACUGUUUUGCUUGUAGCACUAGCGGUUGCGCUGAUAACAGUUGGUGGAGCUGUUUACAUUGUGAGGAAGAAGAAAUAUGAAGAAGUAUAUGAGGACUGGGAAAAAGAAUAUGGUCCCCAUAGGCUCUUCUAUAAGAAUCUCUUCAAAGCAACCAAAGGUUUCAAAGAAAAAGAGGUUAUUGGACAGGGAGGUUUUGGACAGGUGUACAGAGGUGUUCUUCCUUCUAAUGUACAAAUCGCAGUCAAGAGAAUCAACCAUAACUCAAACCAAGGGAUGAAGCAAUUUGUGGCCGAGAUUGUGAGCAUGAGAAGGCUAAGGCAUAGGAAUUUGGUUCAACUCCAGGGCUAUUGCAGGCGUCGGGGGGAACUUCUAUUGGUCUAUGAUUAUAUGCCUAGUGGAAGCCUUGACAAAAUCUUAUAUGGCGAUACAAAACCAAACCUUAAUUGGUUUCAGAGAUUCCGGAUUUUCAGAGGAGUAGCUUCGGGCCUUCUUUAUCUCCAUGAAGAGUGGGAACAGGUUGUUCUGCAUAGAGACAUAAAAGCUGCCAACGUUCUUUUAGAUGCCGAUCUGAACGGAAAGUUAGGAGAUUUUGGGCUUGCUAGAUUACAUGAUCAUGGUAGCAAUGCACAAACCACCACUGUCAGUUAUCUAGCUCCAGAGCUGCUUAAGACUGGAAAAGCAAAUACUAGCACUGAUGUAUUUGCUUUUGGAGCGUUUAUGCUUGAGGUUGCCUGUGGAAGGAGGCCUAUAGAGCCUGGAAUGGUAGAUUUGGCUGCUUGGGUCAUUGAUUGCUGGAAAGGAGGAGCAAUUCUAGAUGUUAGUGACCCUAGAUUGGAAGGUAUGUAUGUGGAAGAGCAAAUGGAGUUGGUUCUUAAACUUGGCCUCUUUUGUUCACACUCUAACCCAGAAACUAGGCCUAGCAUGAAGCAGGUGGCGCAGUAUCUGGACCGUGAAGCAAAAUUGCAGUAUAACUCCAGAUAGCGCCAUGGUAGGCACAACAACAGCGAGGAAUGAAGCUCCUGAUAUUGUUUUGUCAUUUGAUUCCUUGCCUGGAAGUAUUUCUUCCCACACCUUGUCCACUGUUGAUUCAAUCCUCGUGCUGGGCCGCUGAGUCAAGAGUUUUAUGCAAUAGCUGCGUCCUUUGGACAUAUCAUGGUUGGAGGAUAAAGAGAAAUAUUCAAAGAUUCUGAAAUACUCUGUUUCUCUAACUUUUGAAUUUGUAA